AUGAUAUGGGAUUUCUACGAUGGAAAGACCCUGUUCAUCACUGGAGGUACAGGGUUCCUGGGCACGGCUGUGCUCUGUCGGCUCUUGAGUUGCUCGUCGCCGAAACGGGUGUACUUACUCUGUCGCGGAGGCUCGGAAAAGGCAAAGGCAAAAUGGUCGGCCAUGCUCCCCGCCUCGCAGGUCACAGCGCUUCUCCAAAACUCCAGCGUCACGAUCCUCGACGGCGAACUAGGUGACACGGCAACCAUGGAUCUCUCCGAGGAGACGCUCCAGCUCCUGAAAAACACCGUACACAUCGUCAUCCACGCAGCCAGCGCUGUGAACCUUGGUUCCUCCCUUCGAGAAAUGUCCUACACAGACAUGGCGCCCAGCCUGUGUCUGAUCCGCUACGCCCUCAAAUUCCCCAAUCUCGAGCGCUUUGUAUUCGUAUCGACAGCGUACGCAAAUGCCCAUCUCCGCAAGUGGUGCACCUCAUCGGAUGUCCCCGUCGAGGAAAAGAUAUAUCCCCUCGACGGCGAGAAAGAAGACUACUACGCCAGUGCCGUGCAAGCGUGGGACCAGGUGCAGCGAACGGGUUCGUCCGAUGAAUACGAAGCGCACGAUUUUCCGUGGCCCUACGGGUACGGCAAACAUCUCAGCGAGAGACUUCUGCUGCACAAGGCAUCGGAGCGUGACGCACUGGACAAGCUACUGAUCAUCAGACCGUCGCUCAUCGGCCCAGCGGAGGAAUUUCCGGUCCCCGGUUUUGCGAGUCCACAUGCCAUGUCCUCGACCAGACUGGCUGCCGCAUAUAUGCUGCACCCGGGCCGGAGAAUCACGCUCGCGACGCGGUGCAAGGAUCCGCAUACGGAAUCUACGAUUGACGAAGUCCCCGUCGACGUCGUGGUGGAUCGUCUUCUUGUGCACGCUGCCCUCGGCACGGCGGGGUGCGUGCACGCCGUCAGCGGAGAAAAAGGUCGACAGAGUGUCGAGGACUGGUGGCAAGCCCUGAAUAAAGAGAGACGGCUGCCGUGGAGCUUGAAGCUGGUGUGGGAUUCAGAGGACUGGCAUUCGCCUGCUCUGCACCGCUCGGAGAGGAUCUUCAAGAUCUUUGGGGCGUCGUAUGCUUUUUCAGAGGAGAAGACUGUGCAAGCGGUUCGGAAACUGGGCGGGAUUGAUACAAAUGAAAAGACGCGUCUGGUUUUGUUCAAGGAUACUUCUUCCGGGCCCUUUUCUUUGGCUUCGAGACGUGGGCAUAUCUAUCCUGUUGCGGUGCAGAUGGCGAAGAAGAAAAAUUGGCCGGCUUGUUCGGUGAGGCUGCUUUGUCGAAAGGGCAAGACGGCCGCGGCGUAG
This is a messenger RNA of Penicillium lagena, 1332 nucleotides long. RefSeq names its product Male sterility NAD-binding. Bases 1 to 1332 code for a protein of 443 amino acids. Gene Ontology annotation, biological process: long-chain fatty-acyl-CoA metabolic process. Gene Ontology annotation, molecular function: alcohol-forming very long-chain fatty acyl-CoA reductase (NADP+) activity. NCBI's taxonomy places the organism in Eukaryota, Fungi, Ascomycota, Eurotiomycetes, Eurotiales, Aspergillaceae. Gene Ontology annotation, cellular component: peroxisome. The record is from RefSeq and is a predicted model, not a curated record. The transcript is spliced from 2 exons.